AUGAAACUCUAUAGUAAUUACAGGCAAAUUGCUCAAGAUUGUAAGGUGGUUUUUUGUGGUAAUCGUGGAUAUGAAGUAUCAGAAGGUGAGGAUAGACACAUAGUCAAUAUCAAGCAAAAGAGAUGUACUUGUAGGCUUUGGGACUUGUCUGGUAUUCCUUGCCCUCAUAUAAUAAGGGCUUUAAUGUACCAAAAUGAUGAUACUCUAACAGAAAUGAAUUGGUGGUAUAGUAAGAAUGCUUACUUGCUAACAUAUCAACAUAUGAUGAAGCCUCUGAGGGGUUCAAAGUUCUGGAAAGUUACUCCUGCACAAGCCAUAGAACCACCUGAUUUUGUCAAAUCUGUUGGCCAGCCUAAGGUUAAAAGAAAUCAGACACCUGAUGAGGCAAAAACAAAAAGAGAGAAUAUGGACUAUCUCAAGGAAGAGAGGUCAGAUUACUUGUAG
Nicotiana tabacum (common tobacco) is the source of this 444-nucleotide messenger RNA. The record is from RefSeq and is a predicted model, not a curated record. Lineage: Eukaryota; Viridiplantae; Streptophyta; Magnoliopsida; Solanales; Solanaceae.